Molecule: messenger RNA, 958 nt
Organism: Owenia fusiformis
Lineage: Eukaryota; Metazoa; Annelida; Polychaeta; Sabellida; Oweniidae
Source: the annotation of a GenBank genome assembly
UGUAACUGUGUGACAAUGUGUUUACAUCUAUAGAAACAGCCGAUGUCUUUGCUUAAUGCUCAUCAAUACCAUCAAAAUGGCAUAUUUCUUUUCAUUUUGGUUAAUGUUUAUCUAUUUCAACCACUGUGUCGUCAGUGAAUACCAAUCAUAUUAUUUUAACGUGAUUCAAAAUAGAAAACAAAUGAAUUCAACUUUGCGAAUGUCUAUCGUCGGAUUCAAAGCGGAAUGUUUCGUGAAGUGCAUAAGGCACCAAAAUUGUGAGGCCGCUGCUUAUAGUGAAAAUGAUGGAACAUGCGAAGAGUAUACCGCAGAGGUAAAUGAAAACGAUCUCAGUGAGGAGAAUGGAUGGAUUUACACAGCACUCAGAGGGUCAGUGUAUUCAACAAACAUUAGAAAUGCUGCUAAUGAAAUGGUUGCUACAACAAACAACAGUGGAAGUGAUGGGAAUACAAAUGAAAUGGUUGCUACAACAAAUGGCAUGGGAAGUGGUGGAAAUGCAAAUGAAAUGGUUGCUACAACAAACAACAUUGGAAGCAGUGAAAAUUCAAAUGAAAUGGUUGCUACAACAAAUGACAUGGGAAGUGGUGAAAAUGCAAAUGAAAUUAUUGCUACAACAAAUGGCAUGGGAAGUGGUGCAAAUGCAAAUGAAAUGGUUGCUACAACAAAUGGCAUGGGAAGUGGUGCAAAUGCAAAUGAAAUGGUUGCUACAACAAACAACAUUGGAAGUGGUGGAAAUGCAAAUGAAAUGGUUGCUACAACAAAUGGCAUGGGAAGUGGUGCAAAUGCAAAUGAAAUGGUUGCUACAACAAACAACAUUGGAAGUGGUGCAAAUGCAAAUGAAAUGGUUGCUACAACAAAUGGCAUGGGAAGUGGUGGAAAUGAAAUGGUUGCUACAACAAAUGGCAUGGGAAGUGGUGCAAAUGCAAAUGAAAUGGUUGCUACAACAAACAGCAUUGGA